AUGGCCAUCGGUCAAGUGCCAGUACAAGUGAUGUGCGAUGUCAUGGACGGGUUCAAGCUCCACGUGGAGGACGUCGAUGGAGUUGGCGUCCCAAAGAUGUCAAUGGCCUUCUCCAUGAAGAUGAGCUUUCCAAUCCAUGACCUACUCAAGACACUCGUCUCUUGGCAGGAGCAUGAAACAGGCUAUGUUCAGGAGGAGCCUGCAGCACAAAGGGCGGUGGUCGACGAAGAGAGUCGUCGACGCGCACAGGAAGCCUGCAAAGCAGCUGAAAACCCAUCCACACCGCUGGUGAAUGCACCAUCCUACGCCGAGUACAAGACCCAGAACAACUGGGAACAAAUCUCCUGUCCGAAUGUGGUCGUGCUCAAUGAUGAGCAGAGACUUAGGGAAGCUACCUUCACUACGUUACCUCUCCCAGAACGUGUCGAAAUGACUUAUGCAAAGUUCAGAGAAGACAGGAGCAAGUCCGGCGCGGACUUGGCUUCUGGAGCAUCCUUGGGGAAAUGGCCGCAGAUGAAAGCGCCCCCACCUCAAGCAGCUCAAGCUCCUGAGAAAGCACCUCCCCUUGGCUGGAGGACUCCGCCAGCCGCUGUAAAGCCUGUCCCACCCGUCUCAGUGCAGCACAAGCCGCCUCCGGCAGGCAAGGCACCACCCAGAGAUGCGCGUGGUUGA
Molecule: messenger RNA, 672 nt
Organism: Symbiodinium pilosum
Lineage: Eukaryota; Dinophyceae; Suessiales; Symbiodiniaceae
Source: the annotation of a GenBank genome assembly